Schistocerca gregaria is the source of this 676-nucleotide messenger RNA. RefSeq lists its product as uncharacterized. The transcript is spliced from 2 exons. The coding region runs from base 47 to 676 and encodes 209 amino acids. The record is from RefSeq and is a predicted model, not a curated record. Lineage: Eukaryota; Metazoa; Arthropoda; Insecta; Orthoptera; Acrididae.
GCGAUGCCCAGUUCCAACACACAUCCUCGCACAGUUGACGAGAGCCAUGUCACGGCAGGCCUGCCACCUGUUCCUCCUGUUGUCUGUGACAGCAGCAGUGGCACAGACUCCGGAAGGGACAACUUCUACCUCAGCCGCUACCACACCAGAGGCAAGCUCUACUUUUGUAUUCAUCCCGACACGAUGUCGAGAUGGGUACGUUAUGGUAGCAGGACGGUGCCGGAGAAUGUCGACGCAUGGCCAGCAACGUAGGUUUCUGACAACUACAACAGAGCCUACCCCGACUUUGGGAGGAGAUCCGUUUUUCGCACCGACAACAACACCCAGCCCGGAGCCUACAAUAUUUUAUUCACGCGAGAGAUGCCGUGAUGGCUUCGUGCGUGUCAGAGGGCGCUGCAGGAAGCUGCUAAAGGGAACACACCCUGGAUCAGCUGAUUCACAACCCGCACCCAUGUCUGAGAAGCUGCUCGAAGAGGCAGACAACGCUACCAAUGGCAGCGAGACCACUCAGCCUAUAGGGAAGUCAGCGGAGCGUACAAUGUGCCCAGAAGGUUCUAGGUUUAAAUUUGGAAUGUGUCUCACCCCUCUUUUUGUGAGGCUAGUAACACUGCCAAAACAUUGUCCAGCUGGAUACGUGCUAAUCGAAGACUCCUGUAGGAACAUUAAGGUACGAUGA